AUGCACCGCAUAAGGGUUUCCACACCUUGCAGAUACAAUACAACACAAUUCGCAGCCAAUUCAUACAAAGUUACAAUUGUUGCACCAAUUCUGCAAAAAUUCAAACGUGGAAUUGCAAAUGGCUUCCUAAAAUGCGUUAAGUAUCCGACGGAUAAAUAAAAUGAGCGAGUGUCGAUGUCAGUCGUAGGGCGCAGUGGGUGUGUGUGUUGCAGUUAAGAAUGUUGUUCGCCGGCUAAAAGAGAUGGUACCAUUCAUAACGAGAGGGCGAACAUUAAAACUCAAGAGGAAAGGCACCUAAAUUUAACGUGAUAAGUGGGGAAGGAGUUAAUCAAAACUGUUUACCAAGUUAGGACAUUGUGUACAAAAGUAUUUUCGUAAUGUCUGACUUGGGAAGCGGAGACGAAGGCCUCUCAGGAUCAAAAUAUAAUGUGGCAAACGUAGAGGGUUCGUCGAGUAGGAACGAGUUCGAAUCGUCUGUUAAAGGUGGAAGCGGUGUUGAGCAGGAGCUGGCUACCAAGAUGCUUCAAAUACAAUCAAAGCGAUUUUAUUUGGAUGUAAAACAAAAUCGGAGAGGUCGAUUUAUAAAGGUUGCAGAGAUUGGCGCUGAUGGUAGACGAAGCCAAAUAUACUUGGCUCUCUCAACUGCAGCCGAAUUUCGCGAUCACUUGUCGUCGUUUAGUGAUUACUACGCUUCACUAGCUGGUCAAAACAUAGGCCCCCCCAACACAGACAAUUUACCGGAGGAUGGCAAAUUAAAAUCCGAAAUGAUGAUAAAAGAUUAUAGAAGAUAUUAUUUGGACUUGAAAGAAAAUGCUCGCGGACGAUUUCUACGGGUAUCACAAACCAUUACAAGGGGUGGUCCUAGAUCUCAAAUCGCCUUACCAGCCCAAGGAAUGAUCGAGUUUCGUGAUGCCCUUACGGAUUUGUUAGAAGAGUUCGGAGCAAACGAUGGAGGCAGGUUUAAAGGAGAUUUGCCUGAAGAGCGACAUAUGAAGGUGGAUAAUAAAAACUUUUAUUUUGAUAUCGGACAAAAUAACAGGGGAGUCUACAUGCGGAUAAGCGAAGUGAAAAAUAACUUUCGAACUUCGAUAACAAUCCCGGAGAAGUGUUGGAAUCGCUUUCGAGAUAUUUUUAAUGAUUAUUGUGAGAAAAUGAAAAAAUCGUCCGACUCAAUAACUGCCGAAAUUAAUCUACCGACCUCCUCAAAUAGUCUUAAAUAAGCAUCCCGUGAUUAAUGCAAUCUUAUAAGGCAUACAAAUUAUGUUGAUAGAUCGUCGAUUGACCAAUAAAAAAUGUAAUGCUUGUAAUGCCUAACAUAACUAACUAAACUCAACAAUAUGCGAAUGAUUAAGCUUGAAUUACAUACAGAAAUAUGUUAUUUAGAGGCAUUUAAGUAACUAUGUGUUAGCGUUAUUUAAUUUGUCAUUAUAAAGUAUAAAUUAGAUAGAGUUAAAGUAGAGGAAAUGUAAUCCUAAAAACAAGAUAACAGAAUCGAAUCAUACAUUUGUGACUGGUCUGAUAAUAAAACCUGCGCGCAAUGGCACUGAAAUUUAAUAAGCAUCAUAAUUAAAUGAUUUAUUGACUUCUAUUUAUUCAAAUAAUAUUUAUUGAUCUUUAUUAACUAUGAUUUAUUGGCUCUCGAAAAUCCCUUAAAGUUUAUGGAAAUAACACAACCCUAUCCUGUUAUAUUUUAACAUCCUGUUAUAUUUUAACAUCCUGUUAUAUUUUAACAUUAUAUUUAACGUCUAAUCAGCAAAAAUUGUUUUGGUAGUGCGUUCUUUAACCGGAGAUUUUGCUUUUUACCAAUUUCUGUAUCGAUUUAGCUUUAGAACAAAAUCUAUAAAAAGCCCAUGCGAAUCGCACAGUUUUUAAAUUCUAGUCACGCUGAAUUUCAACCAGAGCUUUAAUGGUAAAUUAAACUUACAACACAAAUUUGGAAACAGGCUCUUGAGUUCCGGGUACCUUAUAGUCAAGAUCUAAGCUAAAGCCUUGCCUGUUUUUCUUUUUUUAUUAGUCCAAACUCUGUUGGGAAUAGAAAUGCAUAUAAAUGCACAAUGAACUUCAAAUAAUACUUCCCAAAACAUGUAUAUCCAAAGUAUAUGGGUUUUAUUGCAAUUAAAAUCAGGUUUAUGUAAUUGUAAAACAUUCAUAGCAAGCUUACAAAAGUGUUGAAGCUUCUAGAACAAAAUAUGUUAAAAACAAGAAAUUAACAAAAAAUAACUCCUAAACGCGUUUUUAAAACAAAAAUUUCAAUGUGAUCACGUAGAAUAAAAAAAAACGUAUAAGGUAUGAUAAUUAUGCAAAGCAAGAUUUAAACAUAAUACGAACACAAUAUAUAGACAACUACCACAUAAACUUUCCAAAGGAAGAUCUUGUACAGAUUAUGUGUGCUAAGUAAUAAAUUAGUGUUAUUAAUUAUUUAGUAUUUAAAGUUGUCAGAUUUUUAACUCAUUAAGAGUUUACUGAAUUGUUACAGAAAAUUUGUGAAUUAGCUCUCGCUGUUGUAUUUAUAUUUAUAAACAUGAGAGCCCGAUUAUUGAAUGAAACAACAAACAAAUAUUAAGUUUAUUACAUUGCUAUUGACACUAAAAAAAAGCCGACAACAUCCUACAAAAUGUCCCCAUUAGAGUCGAUGUAAAUCUGACUAUAAACUUAACAUAUUUAUAAUUACCGGGCAAACAUAAAUGGCAAUAUGUUACAGAGAUCAAAUAAAUUUGUUCAAAAUGAAAUGUGGGUUUAUCUUUAACGAUAUUCGGUAAGAAAGCAAAUUGUGUAUUUUAAGAGUUUUGUGAAAAUAAUAUGGUAAUAAAGUUGAAUUUAAAAACAUA
Molecule: messenger RNA, 2828 nt
Organism: Drosophila ficusphila
Lineage: Eukaryota; Metazoa; Arthropoda; Insecta; Diptera; Drosophilidae
Gene: Pur-alpha
Product: transcriptional activator protein Pur-beta
Exons: 10
Coding region: 378-1220 (280 amino acids)
Biological process (GO): regulation of transcription by RNA polymerase II
Cellular component (GO): nucleus
Molecular function (GO): RNA polymerase II transcription regulatory region sequence-specific DNA binding; purine-rich negative regulatory element binding; DNA-binding transcription factor activity, RNA polymerase II-specific
Source: RefSeq, a predicted model, not a curated record